This is a messenger RNA of Paramecium pentaurelia, 571 nucleotides long. NCBI's taxonomy places the organism in Eukaryota, Ciliophora, Oligohymenophorea, Peniculida, Parameciidae. The record is from the annotation of a GenBank genome assembly.
AUGAACAAAGCUCGAAGACACAGUUUCAAUGAAGGGGAUGGUUAAAAACUUAAGACACUCAAUGUUCUAUAUCCAAAUACUUUUGUUAAAUAACAUCAGUUGGACAAGAUAAGAGAGCAUGAAAGAAAAAAGAUGGAAAGAUUAGCUCUUUAACUUAGAAAGUAAUUUGCAAUAACUUUGAAAUAGAAAGAAUACAAUUUUAUCCUCCUGUUAGAAAUAACCAGAAGCUAACUUUAGGCCUUGCUAAAGACAAUUGAUACUACAUAAUCAUGAAAUUAAAAUCUAAUCAUUAUCAUCAAGACAUAGUUCUUAUGAAGGAAUUAAAUAAAUAUUUUAGAGAAAGUAAUUUGUAGAAUCCAAAUAUAAAAUUGAUAAAUUAAUAACAAGUCCUUAACCAAAUGCAGAAAAAGAAAAUCUAUGCAAUAUUUACAAUUUAAGGCCUAAUUUAGUUAUAAAUAAAUUGAUUGAUAGUGAAUUUUAGAGAAAGAGUAUUAUGUAAUAAUUUAAGAGACUUUCUAAAAUUGGAAAAUCCAAUUCAACUCAUUACAGUGUGAAAUCUAUAUUAAUAUGA